CCACUGGCCGUGAUCCUCUCUUCCACAGCGAAGCGGGGCACGUCGCGCACUCAACUCGCGUUUUCGUCGUUUCUCGGCUUCCGCUUAGCUCUCCCGGUCCCGGUAUUUCUUCUCCGCGUCCUGUCCAGUCCUCUCGCCGUCAGUUAACAUUCCCAUCAACGUCAUUGCACAUUCAUCGUUUCUGUCUCAAAUUUGCGAAAUUUCAUCCUCUUUUUAUUCACACCUUCUUCUUCUUUUUUUAAUUUGCCGCGUUUUCAACAUGACGCGCGAGGUACAGUUGUCAUCGGGAUAACGAUGGAAUGACGAAUUUCUGUGAAGAUUAAUGUAGCCGAGAUUUAAUACAGAUGAAGCGAUGAUGAUCAAGAAUUGAGUGAAUUUAAGGAUUUCGUGUUUUAAGAGAAUGAAUAAAAUUGGAGGAGAGUAGACUGAAUCAGGGAAUAAGGAAGAAAAGCCAUGGUCGUCGAUUGGCUGUGUCCGGGACUUAGACCCACCGGAAACCGGAGGCCUCGUCUUCUUCAUUGCAAGGUGAUCCUUCUGGAUGAGCAUGAACUUGUUCAAGACGUUUUGAGUUCCAAUCUGGGACAAGAACUCCUGGAUAGGGUAUUUAGGCAUUUGAAUCUAUUAGAAACUGCUUACUUUGGUCUUCGUUAUCUCGACCAUGAAAAUCAAACGCAAUGGCUUGAUCCAAGCAAGAAGAUCAGCAAGCAACUCAAAUUUCAAAAGGGGGACCUCAGUCUGGACGUGCAUACCCUCUACUUUGGUGUGAAAUUCUACGCAGCCGAUCCUUGCAAGCUGAUUGAAGAAAUUACAAGGUACCAAUUCUUCCUGCAAGUCAAACAAGACAUUCUGCAAGGAAGGCUCCCGGUGUCUUUCGACCUCGCUGCUGAACUAGGGGCGUAUGUCGUUCAAUCUGAACUCGGAGAUUACGAUCCCAGGAGGCACUCCAUCGGCUACGUGACCGAAUUUCGAUUCCUGGCGAAUCAGACAUCCGAGCUUGAAUCAAGAAUAGUGGAGCUACAUAAAACUUUACUAGGACAGUUACCAUCGGCGGCAGAGCUUAAUUACUUGGAUAAAGUAAAAUGGCUUGAAAUGUACGGUGUCGACUUACAUCCAGUUUUGGGUGAGGACAACGUCGAGUACUUUUUGGGACUGACUCCGAGUGGUAUAAUAUUAUUACGCAACAAAACCAAAGUGGGAAAUUACUACUGGCCCCGAAUCAACAAAAUCUAUUAUAAGGGUAAGUACUUCAUGCUACGAGUGAGUGAAAAGAACUCCGAGGAAAGGACUCAUGGUUUCGAAACACCAUCAAAAGGAGCCUGCAGACACCUGUGGAAAUGUUGCCAGGAACACCAAGCAUUUUUCCGAUUGAUGGCUACAGGACCUCCUCCAUUGAGUCCGUAUUCUCGUUUCCGAUCCUACAGUCCACCUUCGGGUUCGGGUUCGGAAAAGCACCUUUCAAUAAGAAGGAAUCCACCUCCUUUCCAAAGGGCACCCAGUAGAAGAGCUCAGCGUCGGGUGGUGGAAGGUCAAGAAAUGGUUGGUCCCUUCAUUGAGGCACCACCUAUUAAUUCGAAUCCUGGGAUCAUAAGCAAUAACAAAAUAUGUAGUAAUGUUCACAAUGCUCACAAUAUUCACAACGUUCAUAAUGUUCACAAUGUUCACAACUCUCAUACUCCGAGACAUGUUAGCUCGAGUCCAAGAAGCACGAGGAGUGCACCCUGGACGCAACAUCAACCUCGUGGUCUCUACACGUCGUCUAGUCCUCGAUCCGUCCGUUCUGCAGGAACGGCUCCAGCUCUCUUAAGCAGACUCCAGCGAAGGAGUAGCUCAGUAGAGAGCCAAAGUUCAGGGGAUAGUCAUAGUCGUGGCGGUCACAGAAGAAGAAGUCAUAGUCAUAGUCAUCGCAGACACAGUCGGCAUUCCGAUUGUGAAUCUGAAAUGUCGCGGGGGUCUGAACCCAGAUCUGGUCACCGUAAGCAUCGUCGGAAGCACAGAAGCUCUAGAAAUUCUAGACACGAAUUAAUAGACUCCGAGCCCCAAUGGAGAGAAGCUCAAAGGCGGAAAGGCGAAGGAGUUCAGCAAGCUGUCGUGAGUCACACCGAACCAAGAAGAAGACACAGAAGCAAACACAGAAGUCCUUCUCAAAAACAAUCUCUUCCCGACGAGCUCAGAAAACACUUGGAGUUCGGUCUAGUCGAUACCACGGGAAUGAGUGAACAGCAACGUCGCGAGAUUCCAUACAUGGUGGUACGAUCUCAAGCCAUUCAGCAACAAAUCGCCCUCCAGUCUAGCAAUUGUCGAUUGGAUGAUGUUGAUACAUCCGCGCCUAGAACUAUGGGAUCCAUUGGCAAAAGAGAUCGAAGAGUGGUUCAGCAUAGUCGCGAGGGAAGUUAUAACUUAUCAACCACCCAAUCGAGACCGAAUCGAGUCUUAGAAAAGUAUCCUGAAGCUAGGAAUGAGUAUAAUACAAGGAGGGACUUUGAUUAUGCUCGUAAUGGCAGAAUGUUAAUAGGCAAUAACGUGGACAGUGGACUCGGUGAAAGCACCCCACAGGACUUUUCCAGCUGUUGCUCGAGUUCUGCUGACAGCACUAAGCACAUUCGUGUAACGCAAAGGCAAUUAGAGGCAGAGAGACGUUACAGACUUUCAAAUCAAGAACCCUAUCCUCCAGGUGACAUCACUCUGGAUGCAGUUCUACAGCCAAUUAUGUCGACGCUCACUCGGAGGCCACGAAAUCGUCCGAAGUAGGCACAGAACAUGGAAUGAAGAUAGUUCAUUUUUAUGCACAUACUGUAUAUUUAAAGGAAACUUUUUAUACCUCAAUGAAAUAAAUGUCUAUAAUCCCA
Messenger RNA from Belonocnema kinseyi, 2846 nucleotides. RefSeq names its product band 4.1-like protein 4. The transcript has 16 exons. Gene Ontology annotation, cellular component: cytoskeleton. NCBI's taxonomy places the organism in Eukaryota, Metazoa, Arthropoda, Insecta, Hymenoptera, Cynipidae. The record is from RefSeq and is a predicted model, not a curated record. Bases 454 to 2748 code for a protein of 764 amino acids.